This is a messenger RNA of Drosophila grimshawi, 2291 nucleotides long. It is a transcript of the gene mthl15, whose product is annotated as G-protein coupled receptor Mth2. Gene Ontology annotation, molecular function: G protein-coupled receptor activity. NCBI's taxonomy places the organism in Eukaryota, Metazoa, Arthropoda, Insecta, Diptera, Drosophilidae. Gene Ontology annotation, cellular component: membrane. The coding region runs from base 77 to 2227 and encodes 716 amino acids. The record is from RefSeq and is a predicted model, not a curated record. The transcript has 8 exons. Gene Ontology annotation, biological process: G protein-coupled receptor signaling pathway; cell surface receptor signaling pathway.
UUAGACUCUGGAACGCCAUUUAUCAAUACGUAUUUUCAUAUUGCGCGGUAUCAAUCGGAAGAUAAGCCACCUUCUUAUGAUUAAAAACGACAUACAUAUGAGUGCAUCGUUUGUUUUUAUGUGUUUAAUUUUCAGUUAUGUUAUUACAAAUAUCAGUUCAGUUGAAAUAUGCUGCAGUCCACAGGCGACAUUAUACCGGAUCCGUGAGUCAAAUAGCUCAAUUGGCUUCGAAUGUACCCCCCUUCAAAAUGGGCCAAGUAAAGUAGACCGACCGGAGAAUAUGGACGUAGUACGUCCACAAGGAUAUAACUUGGAAAGAAAUAAUACAAAUACAGAGCUACAACAAUGUGCGCGAACUAUCCAUUCAAAUAUAUCACUAUAUACUGAAAUAUCUGUGCUUGAUGUGCCACAAAAAUCAUGCCUUGUUAUUAUGGACAGCCGUCUCAUUGUUUUAGCAUGUGGAUCCAGCAACACCGAAGAAAAUAUAUUGCAAGGCAUUGGAAUAAUUAAUAAAUGCUGCCCCCACGGUUAUACAUAUGUUUCGGAGUUGAACAAGUGCUUUUCACGGGAACCCGAUUUCAAUUUAUACUCUCACAUUUUCAACAAACCAAUGAUUUUUGUUGAUGACGCAUUUGUGUGCCCCAGCAACAAAGUUCUAGUUGAAUAUGUCGCGACGGCGGAAACAAUCAGCUUAAAAGAUAGCCAGCUUACUUUAAAAGACACUCGCAAAUCAUUUACAAAAAGUCAAUAUUGCAUUGAAGCAAUCGAAAUAAACAAAAACAAAAGUAAACCAAAAAAUGAAAAUACUCAGAAAUUUAUAAUUCACACAUGCCAAAAUCUUAAAAUAUGCAAUGCCCUGGCAUGCGUCCGUAGGUGUUGCGCCGAUGGCGAAUUCUAUUCGAAAAAAAAUAUGACAACAGCUUGUCGAAGAGAUGAAAACGACUUUAAAUUUCGGAGUUUUGAAAGCAUGAGUAUCAGCGGAAAUUUUACAAAGCCCUCUGAAUUUGGAAUAUUAACCGGAUUAGAAUGCCCAAAAUUUCGCUUAGACCCGGACUCAUUUCCUGACGAAUCGCAUGUAAUAAGUUCAACCAACGGAUCGCUGUUUAUAACAAGCACGGAAAAAAUGUACUCAAAUAGCCAAUACUGCAUCGAAAAAAUCAGAAAUACAUCAUACGCUGAUCAAAAGUUUUACACAUUUGUAUGCUUUGAUUCUAAAGUUUUGGGCAAUGAUCGCAUACGAUUCAAAAUGUAUCCCGUUGGUCUUCUGAUAUCAUGUUGUUUUUAUAUAAUUACACUUGUGGUGUAUACAUCAAUUGAAAAAUUGCGUAAUCUUCCGGGAAAAAUUCUAAUAUGUUUGAUAAGCAGUCUCCUCUUUGCCUACCUCGGAAUCGCAUUAGGGCAAUUAAUGCCAACAUCGAACAAUGACAUAUGCUUUAUCUCAGGUUUUCUUGUUUACUUUUUCCUAAUGGCCGCAUUUUCUUGGAUGAAUAUUACAUGUUUCGACAUUUGGAAGACAUUUGGAUCAACCGAAUCAUCGAAUUUACAAAGGAGGGAACAGCGAAAACGAUUCUUGUGGUACUCUCUAUAUGGCUGGGGAAUGCCAACGGUUUUAACAACAAUAACUGCAUCAUUAAGCAAAUCCACGAUCUUAAGUGAUUCUAUCCGACCUGUAUUUGGAAAUGGCCGAUGCUGGUUUACCUAUGACACAAUUGGGUUUGCCAGUUUAAUAUUUUUUUCUGGACCGCUGGGAAUACUCUUUGUCGUUAACCUUUUGCUGUUCUUGUUAACGUUGAAAUACUGCAACAAAGUUAAACGUGAAAUAUUCAGGAUGCAGAGUUCGAAUGCUGAAAAACAUACAUUGAGAAGCCGGUUUUUUAUAGACAAAACCAGAUUCAUCAUGAAUACAAAAUUGUGCUUUGUAAUGGGAAUCACAUGGCUCUUUGAAAUUGCCAGCAUUUUCUUUUAUGAUCACAAAAAGAACUUUUUUUGGUCAAUUAGCGAUUCAUUCAAUGUUCUGCUGGGCGUAUUUGUAUUUAUUAUUUUUGUUUUUAAAAGACGUGUAUGGAAGGAGAUCAUGAUCAAAUUAGGUUUUCAGUCAAAGAACGACGUGCGAAGAAAUGGAAAUGCAACACGCCUAACACAAUCAACAUUCGUAACACAAAGUAUACACAUGAAGAAGCUUGACGAAGUUGGCGGUAAUACUCCCAUCCUACGAAGAACCUCUUAGACGCUUAAGAAACCAUAUUUAUAAAAAGAGAAAAUAAUUAUAAAUUAAUGUUAUAUUAUUUAUA